Thunnus maccoyii (southern bluefin tuna) is the source of this 1554-nucleotide messenger RNA. RefSeq names its product regucalcin (gene rgn). Gene Ontology annotation, biological process: L-ascorbic acid biosynthetic process. The record is from RefSeq and is a predicted model, not a curated record. NCBI's taxonomy places the organism in Eukaryota, Metazoa, Chordata, Actinopteri, Scombriformes, Scombridae. Gene Ontology annotation, molecular function: enzyme regulator activity; gluconolactonase activity; calcium ion binding. The coding region runs from base 54 to 1223 and encodes 389 amino acids. The transcript is spliced from 9 exons.
GUGAAGCUGCUAACUGCACGUCACAGUCCUGCUUUGUUUCUACACAUCAGCUGAUGUUCAGAUGCGACAAAAAUACACAAACAAGACGGAGGUCACAAAUGUCACGUGGCUCACAAACUGACCGGAAGCGAUCCACAAACGCUUUUUCGGAGUCGGCCGGUUGGGGGGCGGGGCUUCCAGGUCGUCAGCUGCUGCACAAAACGUUUUGGAUCCUCUUGGAAGUUAACAGAUACACCGAGUACUACUUCAGAACGAAGUACUGUGGACCGGAAGUUACUGCUACUGCAGCUGAGUCCAGCUCAGUGACUGGUUCAGGGGUGAUGAUGUCAUCAGUGAAGGUGGAGUGCGUGGUGAAGGAGAGUGCUCUGAUUGGUGAAGGGCCAGUGUGGGAGGAGUCAGAGCAGACGCUCCUGUUUGUCGACAUCGCUGGGCAGAAAAUCCACCGCUGGAAUUCAACGACCAACGAGAUCCAGUCUGUGGAAACAGGUCACAUGGUGGGCUUUGCGGUUCCUCGCAGGUCAGGUGGUUAUGUUGCAGGUGUGGGUCGCAGCAUCGUGGCUGUUGAUUGGUCGACUCAGACGAUGAGGUCGUUAGCGGAGGUUGAUCAAGACAAACCAAACAACCGGCUGAACGACGGGAAGGUGGAUCCCAAUGGACGCCUGCUGGCAGGUACGAUGGGGAUGGAGGAGCGUCCGGCAGAGGUUCAGAGACAGCAGGGCUCACUGUUCUCCCUGACCUCUGACCUCACUGUCACCAGACACCUGAGCCAGGUGGACAUCUCUAACGGGUUGGACUGGUCUGUGGAUCAGAGGACGUUUUUCUACAUUGACAGUUUGUCUCUGACUGUCGACGCCUUCGACUACGACUCACCAACCGGACAGCUGGGUAACCGCCGUGUGGUGUACCGCUUGCAGGAAGGGGAAGGGCUUCCAGACGGGAUGACAGUUGAUGCUAAUGGUCAUCUCUGGGUGGCCUGUUACAAUGGAGGACGGGUCAUCAACAUUGACCCUGCUACUGGUGUGCAGCUGCAGACAGUCUCUCUGCCAGUGAUGAAGACCACCUCGUGUUGUUUUGGAGGUCCGGAUUACACUGACCUCUAUGUGACCUCAGCCAGUCUGGGCCUCAACCAAUCAGAGCAGAGACAGCAGCCGCUGGCUGGUGCUACGUUCAAGGUGACAGGACUCGGGGUCAAAGGUCGUCCUUCAAACUCAUUCUCUGGAUGAUCAUCAGGACUCAACCCAAACACCCAAUCACAGCACAGUUCAACUUUAACAAAUAAUUAACAGAUUGAUUGAUUGAUGAUUGAUUAAUCCAAACUGGCAGAGACUGUGAGAUAACUUUUAGCUGUUAGUAAUCAAUAAUUAGUGGUCCUAAUCAAAAGCAAUGUUAAUAAAUGGUUGACGAUGAUAAUAAUAAGGUUUAGCUUACAAAAUGUUCAUCUUUAAUUUAAUACUGGUUUUCAAAAUAAGAAAUACAGACUGGUGACAAAUUAAAGGAAAGACUGGUCCAAGUCUGAAUGCUGGACCCCUACAGUGAGGGGGUCUGGUGGCUCUG